Molecule: messenger RNA, 954 nt
Organism: Durusdinium trenchii
Lineage: Eukaryota; Dinophyceae; Suessiales; Symbiodiniaceae
Source: the annotation of a GenBank genome assembly
AUGGGCCCAAAGAGUGCCUCCAGCCCAAACGCCGUGCGUGGUGCCACUGCCGCUAGCACGCCGAAGAGAGAAGCAGCCAAACCGGAGAAGACUGCGAAGAUUGGUUCGCCUGGAUUGCCUGGUUUGAAAGCAAUAAAGACCACACUAACGUCUGAGGCAUCCCCUCAGGAUCGACAAGCCGAUGCAGAGCUUCUUCGCCAUGUUUUGUACGCCUUGCGGCUGCGAAUGAGAAUGGCAAGGGCAGUGACAGCCGAUGCGCAGACAAAGACGCAGAGCGCAGAGACGCUCCAAGCGGUGGUGCGGAUGUUUCUGGCCCGAUCAGAGAUGCUCUCUGAGGUUGCUGCACCGUGGCAGCCCGCACUCCAAGUGUUGUCACGGCGGGCCGAGCUGGAUGCGCAGAAGGGGGUCUCAGCAGUGGUGAAGGCCAUUGCAUGCCGCCAAGCGCUGGCCACUUCCGCCAUUGAGCAGGCGACCGGACGCCUCCAAGCCCAGCGGCGGGCUUGCGUAGCACAACGUGAGGUGCAGGUCAUCAAGGACGAGAGGUUCCUCCUGUCCAUUUUCAACAACGUACUGAUAAGGCAAAGGCUGAGUGAGCUUGUAUCUUCCAAUGCGGCGCAGACACUUCAGCAAGGACGUCGGUGCCAAGUGUCCCGAAGGGAAUUGGCAAGCAGGCAGCAGGAGCGACAGGACUCUUUGCUGGUGUGGGGACUGCUCCGUACCAUGCAGCUGCGCAUCGCCAAAGCUCACUUUGCAGCUGCAGACUCUGCCGUGAAGUUGCAAACUCUUCGACGCGGAAAAGUGGCGACACAUGAAGUGACCAGGAUGCGCGAAGAAGCUGAGGACUUUUCGGUGCUGGCACGGACCCUCCGCUGCUUGGUGCUGCGGAUCCGCUAUGCCAGCUUCGAAGAGGGGAAGGCCGCCUUGAAGCUUCAGCGAGCUGGCAAGGAACACUGA